UGCAUACUUAAUCCGCCUGUGCUGUCAUCCUCACCUUCACAUCUCCGACCAACAUCAACAUGCCAGCCGUCCAGCCGCCAGCACUCAUCCUUGUCACCGGCGCCUCCGGCUUCUUGGGCGGGCACAUCGUCCGCGCCCUCCUCGCCGCAGGGUUUAGGGUGCGCGCGACCGCGCGCGACGACACCAAGGCCGCGUAUCUUACGUCGGCAUUCAAGGGGAUCGAGGUGGCCAUCGUGCCCGACGGAGCAGCGCCCGGCGCAUACGACGCAGCCGUCGUCGGCGUAGCCGGCGUAGUGCACGCCGCCUCGCCGCUCGACACCCAGAACACUGGACACCCAAACCUUGUCAUCGAGCCAGCCGUCAAGAACGUCACCGAGCUCAUGUCCUCCGUGAAGGACGUGAAGCGCGUCGUGCAGAUCUCUUCCAUCGCGGCCGUCAGCACCUCCUUUAUCAAGGGCGGCGGCGUCCUCAGUGAGGCAGACUGGAACGACGAGGCGCCUGCGCUGUGCGAGAAGCUCGGCGCGGCCGCGCCCCCUUUCCUCAAGUACGUCGCGAGCAAGGCGGUCGCCGAGCGUGUGUUCUGGGACUGCUUCAAAGAGAAGCGCAACUUUGACGGCGUCGCGCUCAACUGUGCCCUCGUCUACGGCGAGCCACUCGGCUACGCGGCAAGCCAAGGACGGCUGGAGGGCUCCAACGGCGUCCUCAUCCCGUGGAUGACCGCGAAGCACACUGACGACGAGCUGCGCGCGCAGGCGCUCCCCGGCGUCUCUGCUACAGACGUGGCGGACGCCGUCGUGCGCGCACUCACGACCGAAGCGGCGGGCGGCGAGCGCUUCCUCGUCACCUCGGAGGCCGUGUACGGCAACGACUAUGCACUCGCCGCCGCCGGCCUCGGCAAGGACCUCACGCCCGGCAACCCCGGCCCCGCAUAUCGCGCCGGCCUCGAGACGGAGGCGACGCGCUUUGACACGGCCAAGGCUGAGAAGAUCUUGGGCAUCCGGUUCCAGGGCAAGGACGAGAUGCUGGCGCAGUCGAUGCGUUCCAUCCAAGAUUUCCUCGAGCACACAAAGUCGCGGAUGUGAUUAGAGUUCUAUGAAUACACGCUGGUGUGUAUUGUGAGAGGAUGCCGAGAUUUCCUGUUCGGCUACUAAUCGGCCGGCGCAAUCGGGUGACAGUUCGGUCGCUUGUUCCGACGCAGCAUCUUUGAUAGCGAUCAUCGGAAUGAUAUAUGCUGCGAUGCUUGACAUCUC
Molecule: messenger RNA, 1250 nt
Organism: Cutaneotrichosporon oleaginosum
Lineage: Eukaryota; Fungi; Basidiomycota; Tremellomycetes; Trichosporonales; Trichosporonaceae
Molecular function (GO): oxidoreductase activity, acting on the CH-OH group of donors, NAD or NADP as acceptor
Source: RefSeq, a predicted model, not a curated record